CGUUCAGUUAGUAAAUUAAUAUUGGCACAUUUGAUAUACACACGUUGCCUACUGGGUCAAAUUUUCGAGAAUUUUGCACGCAAAAAUACCAAAAGCAACUAGGAAGGAUUAAUUAAAAGCAAUAAUUACAACUUCCAUAUGACAUUAUAAUAAAUUACUUUGCACAGUCGAGAAAAUCACAAUCAUAGUCGCCAUACAAGGUUGACACAAAUGGUGUCGAAUUUCGACAAAUAUUAAUAGCGAUACCACGAAUUAAAGUAUAUAUAAAGGCCAUAUUCUUCAUGAAAAUAUAGUUCCGUCAGUGUUACAAUUGCGGCAUCAAAAUGACAAAACUAGCAGUUUUUGCUUGCGUUCUUUUCCUAGCCUGCACAAGCCAGGCAUUCACUCUUUCUGGAUUACAAACGGCUAUCGGUAAAACCCAAAAUGAUAUAGAAUCUAUAUUAAGCAACACAUUAGAACGGGUCAAGAAAGCUGUAGAAGAAUCUCUAGAUAAACUAAAAUUUCUUGUCAACAAUCGUAAAACUGCUGUCAAGAGAAUAGUCAAUAAUGUGCAUACAAUUGUCGAUUUAAUCAUCAACGAUCAUCAGAGCAUCGCUUCAACUCUCUCGGAAACUAGCGAAUCCAAAGUAUCGACGUAGCCAGCAUUUUUUUAACAUACCACACUCAUUGCCCCACUCUUGAUAUCAAUAAAUCUAAUUGCUCAGUCAACAAUGUCUUUGAAAUACUUGGAGCUGAACGUUUCAUAGUUAUUAAAAAAAUGGAAUUCUGCAUACGGAACGUAUUCGACCCUAUCUGCGAAGCAAGUGCAGAGGGCGAAGAAAGCAAAGAGAGCGGAUUCUCCGAAACUGUCCCAAAUUGACUCACAGAUGUUCUAGAUACAUUUAACUCCUAAAGCAAUUGACUCCUCCGAAGAGAGUGAAGGCUUCGAUCAGGUCGCUGAUGCUGCAAAGUCAUCCGUCUCCGAAGAGAUUGAAGCCUCCGAAGUUUCCAACGAUGAGGUCGCAGAUGCUGCAGAAUUAUCCGUGUCCGAAGACACCGAAGUUUCCUACGAUGAGGUUGCAGAUGCUGCAGAGUCAUCAUCCUCCGAAGACACUGAAGCUUCCGAGGUUUCAGAGAACUCGGAUGAAAUUUCGAAUUAGGCAUGUAAUUUCGUAAGUUAACCGAGGGUUAUCUUUUGGUAAAAUCAUAACCGAAAUAAAACCGUCGGGUAAUCAUACUCAACGACCACGUUUACACGGACUUGUUCCAGCUUAAUUAUUAUUCAUCUAAAGGAACUGAUAAAUCCAAAAUAGUUCUUGAAAGUGGAAAUGCCUGUGUUUAGUCACUGACUACGUUUACACGGCGGUCUUGAACCGAUUUAGUUAAUACAGAUCUAAAGGAAUUGACCAAUCCCAAAUAUUCCUUGCAAAUAGAAACGUUCGUGAUAUGUCAUUUCCUUUAGAUCAUUAUUAACUAAACCGGUUUAAGACUAUCCGUACUAUCAGACUAACUAAAAAGGCAUGAGACCGUCGUGUUAAUGUAAUUAAUUACUAAAUUUACAAAUACGGGUUCAACAGGAUAAACUUACACGUGAUUGGUUAGUCGUUUGUAAAAGCCAUGCCUAAAAGGAUUUAAGUGAGAUCGACGAAUCACGUUCGUCUUUUCAAACGUUGAGCGAUUUAUUGAUUUCCUCUAAAUUUUGAGCUUGGAAACGUAGACAUUGGAACGUACCUGUCACAAGUGUGUUCGAAAAUGAACCGAGGCAACGAUGUUCGCAGCACUCUCGGCUCAUCUUCGAACGCAGCUAUCGUAGGUGUGUUCGCAAACCAACCAUAUUGCUGACUUUUGCAAUCGAGC
Messenger RNA from Cephus cinctus (wheat stem sawfly), 1836 nucleotides. RefSeq lists its product as uncharacterized. Lineage: Eukaryota; Metazoa; Arthropoda; Insecta; Hymenoptera; Cephidae. Bases 324 to 638 code for a protein of 104 amino acids. The transcript has 3 exons. The record is from RefSeq and is a predicted model, not a curated record.